Boleophthalmus pectinirostris (great blue-spotted mudskipper) is the source of this 3299-nucleotide messenger RNA. It is a transcript of the gene epx, whose product is annotated as eosinophil peroxidase. The coding region runs from base 56 to 2674 and encodes 872 amino acids. Gene Ontology annotation, molecular function: heme binding; peroxidase activity; calcium ion binding. NCBI's taxonomy places the organism in Eukaryota, Metazoa, Chordata, Actinopteri, Gobiiformes, Gobiidae. The record is from RefSeq and is a predicted model, not a curated record. The transcript has 15 exons. Gene Ontology annotation, biological process: response to oxidative stress.
CCACUGCUCUAAUUUGGAUGUGGAUAUUUCUAUUUCACAAAAAUCUGUUUCAUCUAUGAAAAUUAAACUUUGCUUACUGGAUUGUAUAUUUCAUAAUAUUUUCUGUAAUUUUGUUGUUGUUGUUUAUGUUUAUUUAGACAAGUUAUAUUUAGGAUCUGCAUUUGUUGAGGAAGCUCUUCAAAAGGCGAUUGAGCUGACAGAUGCUGCUUAUGCUCGCACAAGUGAGAGAGUGAAGACGUCCCUGUCUGAGGGCACCCUGAAGCCCAGUGACCUGCUGGCUCAGUUCAAACAGACAGAGACCUCCGUCCGGACACACAUUUAUGCAGCUGAAUUGUUGGACAACACAGUGGAGCUGAUCAGAGAGAUGGUCUACACUCACAGCAUGGAGCAGCCACAACCACAUGGGUUGUUGAGUGACAGAGAUGUAGAGAAUCUGCUACAGGUGACAGGCUGCUCCUCUGAGCUGCAGAGACCCAAGUGUCCCUCUGACUGUCUCUCUGAGCGCUACCGGACCAUCACAGGAGACUGCAACAACAGGAAGUAUCCCAGAUGGGGUGCUGCUAACAUCCCAUACUCCCGCUGGCUCCCUCCUGAAUAUGAAGAUGUGUGGGGGGCUCCAAGAGGCUGGGACCCAGAUCACACUUAUCACAACGCCAGCCUUCCUCCGGUGCGGCUGGUGUCCCAAGAGGUGCUUUCCACCCAAAACAACAAAAUUUCUCUGGACUCCACCUUAUCCCAUCUGCUGGUGGAGUGGGGGCAGUGGAUUGACCAUGAUGUGGUGCUGACUCCUCAGAGUCCCAGUACAAGCGCCUUUAAGUCGGGAGCAGACUGUAGCCACUCCUGCAGCCAGGACACUCCCUGCUUCCCCAUACAGAUCCCUUUGUCGGACCCUCGCAGUGGCAUCCAAACCUGUAUGCCAUUUUUCCGGUCCGCUCCUAGUUGCUCCGAGGGCGUCCUGCCUCAUCGCCACCGGGAGCAGCUCAACGCCAUCACCUCGUUUGUGGACGCCAGUAUGGUCUAUGGCAGCUCAUCGAGUCUGGCCUCUGCCCUGAGGAACCAGUCCUCCCCUCAUGGCUCUAUGGCUCUGAACUCUCAGUACUGGGAUGAGGACCUGGCCUAUAUGCCCUUUCUGCCCCGAAUUCAGACCCACCUGGAUCCCUGUGGCCCCAGAAACUCCAGUGCCCCUCCCAGAUCUGCUCCUGUGGGGAAUAGCACGUCCUGCUUUCAGGCUGGUGACUCAAGGGCCAAUGAGCACCUGGGUAUGGUUGUCCUCCACACCCUGUUUCUGAGGGAGCACAACCGGCUGGUCAAAGAGCUGCACCUGCUCAACCAUCACUGGAGUCCUGACACUCUGUACCAGGAGGCCCGCAAAAUCAUGGGAGCAAUACACCAGAUAUUAACGUGGGAACACUACCUUCCACGGAUCCUUGGUGACAGUGCUGUAACUGAUCAGAUUCCCCCGUACAAAGGCUAUGAUGCUUCCGUGGACCCUACCAUCGCUAAUGUGUUUGCUACUGCUGCAUUUCGCUUUGCUCAUGUCACCGUUCAGCCAAUGGUGACCAGGCUGGGACCUGGCUACUCUACAGACUCCCAGAAUCCCCCACUACCUCUGCACCAGUCAUUGUUUGCCUCGUGGAGAGUUGUACAGCAAGGAGGAAUUGACCCAGUGUUACGCGGCCUCUUGCUUUCACCGGCCAAACUGCAGACUCCGGGUCAGAUGAUGGUAGAGGAGCUGACAGAGCGGCUGUUUCAGGCUCAAGGAGGGAUCCCUCUCGACCUCGCUGCCCUGAACCUCCAGAGAGGCAGGGACCACGGGCUGCCAGGUUAUGGUACAUGGCGUCGCUACUGUGGCCUCACGGUUCCCAACACCACGUCUGAACUGGCUGAUAUUUUGGGAAACUCCACCUUGGCCCAUAAAUUUCAGCUGCUAUAUGGGACACCACACAACAUUGAUGUUUGGGUAGGGGCCAUCUCUGAACCUGCUCUGCCUGGAGGUCGAGUGGGACCUCUGCUCUCUUGUCUGUUAGGAAGACAAUUCAGGACCCUUAGAGAUGGUGACAGGUUUUGGUGGGAGAGAAAAGGAGUGUUCAGUAGCUCCCAGAGGAAACAGCUCCACUCUGUGUCUCUGUCUCGCAUCAUCUGCGAUAACAGCCACAUCACCUCUGUGCCUUUAGACCCCUUCACACGCACUGAGAGCCCCAAGGACCUGUUGUCCUGCUCCCACCCUCUUAUCCCCCAUCUGGACCUCAGCCCCUGGAAAGAGCCAGACAGAGAUCCAAUUUGUGGUCUCAUACCCCGGAUUAAAGCGGGAUACUCUCUGCUCUGCCACUCCAUGGUUUUGUAUGAGUGCCAGUCUGGUUACAAGCUGCUUGGGUCCUCAUCUAUCACAUGUGACCCAAAUAUGAGAAAGUGGAGGCCUGCCCCACCAUCCUGCCAUGAUAUCAAUGAAUGUGAAGAAGAAGUUUCACCUUGCCCCCAAGAUGGAAACUGUUUAAAUACACCAGGUUCAUUUUUAUGCACAGAUUCAACCACACCAACUACAUCUUCCAUUAUUACUGCUGUUAUUGUUGUCAUUGGUGGUGCAGCUCUUUUGGUUAUGUCCAUGAUCUGGUAUCGAAAAUAUUUCCCCAAGAGAGAAUUUGCCAAUGCAAAAUGUUGUCCAGCAAAAAACUGAAUUUAGAUACUGUUAAUAGAAUGGUUUAUUUAGUCUUUUUGUCUAUUAAGAUUAUAGAGAGAUGACAAGGCCCUAACUCUAUUGUACAAUAAUAAAGAUAUAUUUCCCAGAACUCAAACACUGACUUUCUCCAGUUCAGGAAGUGCAAUUUGCAUUGACACACAGACUUCACUUUUACAUGCUGUAACUCAAAACUAUGUCUGUGAGUGGGAGCAUGUACUAAAGAUAUGAUCAUCAAAAACAUUUAUCAACUGUUGUAUUUGGAAAACAAAAUACAAUGACUAUUUCCAGUGGUCUCCCAUCCAAGCACUAAGCCUCAAAAUCAGUCGAUCAGAUUUUUGUUUAUGCAUGUAAACAUGGCCAAUAUAUAUAGCCCAUGUUAGCAAACGGUUAUCAAUAUAUUAACACUCUUCAAAGAGUGUUAAUAUAUUGUGUAAAUGUAAGAAAUAAAAAAUAUAUAUAUCUUUGAGUUGAUUCCGUGAAUGCUCUCUUGUAUUAUUACUGUUGUUGACUAAAGAAACCUGGCAAUAUUUCCCCAGGAUUAUAUGACUUAUUCUUCAGAACCAGUUUGAUGACUGUGGGCGUGGAGCUGUGCUUUUGUGACAAGCUAGUUCUUGUCAAAGAG